UUGAAAUGCAGAAUCAAAUUUGUAUAGCUGUAUUGCUAUUCUGCGUUGUGUGGCAGGUUCAUGGAGCUGUCAAUUGUACCUCAGCAGGCCGAUAUGCAGACCCAAAUGAUACCACCUGCAAAAACUACUCCCUGUGUAUAUUAACCACGGGCAACACAUUUAUAUCCUACGACUACACCUGCCCUACAACCUCCCUUUUCAGCCCUAUUUCCCGUACCUGCACAACAAAUUAUGUGUGUAACACAACCAAUACAACUACUACUUCAACAUGUACAAUCGAUGGGUUCGUAGCAAAUCCAUCAUCCAUUGACUGUACUUCAUACAUUCAAUGCGUCCAAAUAAACGGUACCUUCAUCGAAACGGUCCUGUCUUGCCCAAAUGGUACAUUUUACAAUCCCAACACUACACUUUGUGACGCCAGUUAUACUUGUAGUUCAGCUGUAACUUGUUCAUCAGUUGGUAGAAUAGCGGACACCACAGAUACAACCUGUCAAAGAUACUUUUUGUGUGUCCUUGCUGCGAAUGGCACAUUAUUACAAUAUUCCUAUACGUGCCCUUCUACAUCUGUUUUUAGUCCCGUUUCGAAUUUGUGUACAACUACAUAUACUUGCCCUUAAUUAUAUAUAACUAUAUACUAUAUUUAUAUACAUAUAGCAUAAUCGUUGAAGUCGACUUUUUUACCGAAUUGAAGCUACAGGUCACGGUGACCACGCACGCUGUAAAGCACGCGAAACGUCGGAAAAAUUUAUAUUCAUCCGGUUUCCUUCAAUCCGGUAAAAAAGUGUUUUCUUUCUAUGUGUAAAAGCUAUGUUAACAAAAGACAAUACUAUAUAGCAUACUAGUUUUUUCGCAUUUGUCAUAUGGUAGUAUCAAUUGGUUUUUGGCAUAUAGAUCU
Molecule: messenger RNA, 895 nt
Organism: Pieris brassicae (large cabbage white)
Lineage: Eukaryota; Metazoa; Arthropoda; Insecta; Lepidoptera; Pieridae
Exons: 2
Coding region: 6-617 (203 amino acids)
Cellular component (GO): extracellular region
Molecular function (GO): chitin binding
Source: RefSeq, a predicted model, not a curated record